Molecule: messenger RNA, 1104 nt
Organism: Gongylonema pulchrum
Lineage: Eukaryota; Metazoa; Nematoda; Chromadorea; Rhabditida; Gongylonematidae
Source: the annotation of a GenBank genome assembly
AUGGAGAAUUAUGAGAUGGAGUCGCAAGAACCGACGGAAAACCAAGAAGGUGAACAGGGCGUAUUUGCUGUGCUAGUAACUGCUUCAAUUCCGCCAGCUGUUGACUGGGAACGAUUCUCAAAAUGGUCACGAUUAAAAGCGGUCAUGCAAAGAGUCUGUCAUUUCAUCUACCGAAUAAAAAAGCAAGUUUCUCCAUCAACUUCUUUGGCUAAAGCAGAACGUUGGCUCAUUCGAGGAUGUCAGAAAAAUCAGGACUCGACGGACCAACGGUGGCGAACAGUGGGGAAAAUCAUAACACAAUGUAUGGCAUGCAAACGGAAACGUGCACGUCCUUUUGCUUUACCGCCAAUGGCGCCGUAUCCAAUCGAAAGAAUAUCACGUACCAGACCCUUUGAACAUGUUGGAUUGGAUUACUUUGGGCCAUUCAACGUAAGAGCCCGCAGCCAAGUUGAAAAGAGAUGGAUUGCAUUGUUUACAUGUUUCAGCACAAAAGCAAUCCAUUUGGAGGCUGUUAUUAGAUCUCACGGCAGAAACUUGUCUGCAUGUGUUUCGUCGAUUUGUGGGCUGCAGAGGCUUCCCAAAAUCCGUAUACAGCGAUCGUGGUUCUCACUUUACUACUCCCCAUGCGCGAAAGGCGGACAAUAUGAAAUGAUGAUUGGUCUAGUGAAAGAAGCAUUACGACAAACCGUUGGAAAUAAACUUCUUACAGAGCAAAAUUUUGGUACUUUGUGCCUGGAAGUAGAAGCUGUGGCGAACAGUAGACAGCUCACCUAUACAGACGAGGACCCUCAGUUAAUUCUACGACCCAUUGACUUUUUGAUUCCACAUGCGCAAGUAUCGAUGCCACUCCCCGUCGAAAAUUCCUGUGAAUUAGAGGAUCUGUCAUACAGAGGAAGUGGUAGCGAUUCGUGCGAUAAACUGAUUUCUCUAUGUCAUAAAACAGCGGCAGUGGUGGAUACCUUUUGGGAUUUGUGGCAUCGUCGCUAUUUAAACGAACUGAGAGACCGUGAAAAACGUUUGCAAUAUCGGACCUCGUUUACGUGUCCAGCGUCAGCCAAAGAAAGGCGAAGUGGUCCUGGUGAAACAAGAAGGAACUACACGUAG